AUGGCCUCAAAUACCGUUUCUGUCGACCUCAAAGAUUUCCUCAAUAGAAUCACAAACUCCCCCGAGAACGCACCUGGACUGCUUGAAACAUUUUUACAGCAGUCAGUUCGACCAUCCGUACCUUCAAUCGUGAGGUUCAUCACAUUCUCGAUCGCUGAUAACGAUCUUAGAUAUAGAAUUUUAACUAUUUUGGUUCGAGAAUAUGGCGAAGAGACCGAAAUACAUGACGGUUUUCUGUCAUUCGUGGAAUCUGCAAUCUUGGUAAGUUCUAAAAUCAUAACAAAAGAGUAUUCGUUUAUUCAGGAGCCGACUGAUUCAUUGAUUGAAUUAGUAACAGCCAUAAUUCAGGAAUGUGGGCCUUGGUUGGGAAAGGCUGGUAUAAAACAUCUGAAGUGCUUCUUUUCGACGACAGACAUAGCUCAUUCCGCAAUGCUUGUACGAUUGCUGAACACAUGCAUUAUUUGGAACAAAGAGUUUAUUCCAGUAAGCUAUAAUUAACUUAAUAUUAUUCUGUUUUAGUACGCCAAGGUCCUUCCCCGAUGUAAAUCCGAUAACCCCGACUUGCAAGCUGCUCUCUCAGAAUGCCAAAUGUUUUGCAGUGCUAGUGUAAUGUGA
Bursaphelenchus xylophilus (pine wood nematode) is the source of this 615-nucleotide messenger RNA. The record is from the annotation of a GenBank genome assembly. NCBI's taxonomy places the organism in Eukaryota, Metazoa, Nematoda, Chromadorea, Rhabditida, Aphelenchoididae.